GACAGAGGGAUUAUAUAUUAAUAUCCCGUCCCCGGACUCCGUGUAUAAAAGAGUAGUAUUCACCAGACAUUGUUUUCUUGUUCAAUCUGUUCUACACCCGUGCCUCUCCAUUUUGACCUUUCAUAUCUUCCUCCUUUUCUCCUCUCUUCCUUUUUAACUCUUUUAGAAAACAUUCCUUUUCAUCAUUUUCUUCUUAUACUUCAAUCUUCAUUUGCUUUUUGCUCAUUAUCCGCAAUUAUCAGUACUUACUCUGUCUGUAAUGGAAGAUCGCAAGGAUAAUGAGAAAAAUGCAUCAUGGCUAUCUGUUCCGCAGUUUGGAGACUGGGAUCAGAAGGGAGCAUUGCCGGAUUACUCGCUUGAUUUCUCAAAAAUUAGAGAAAUGAGGAAACAGAACAAAAGAGAUCCAUCAAGGGCUAGUCUAGGUAAUGAAGAAGAUUUCAUCAAUCCAACUGCUCCUGCUAACAUCAAAACAGCCGAAGUUGAACCCCAUUUCACUCAGAAUCACACCCCAACUCCGAGAAAGAGCUUCCUCAGCUAUUUCAACUGCUGUGUAAGAGCCUAAGUCUCACGAGACCAAAGUCGAGCUCUACAAGACUACUAGUCUACAACGACAAUGUAUUCUGUAUGCACCAACAUGUAUCUAAAUCUACUUACUAUCCGGUCGCGCCCUGCUCUGAUUUUCAAAAGGGCCUGAUUUUGGUUGUAAGUAAUAUCAAUUAUGUACUUUGCUUUGGCCAAUAUUAAUGUGUCUCUCAAGAUCUCACAUCAAGCAAGAAGUUAAAUUUGCAUUUUUAUCCAAAAUGUGUGACUUGACUCUUCUCAUUUGUCUAUACGUGUCUUGAAUCUGUUUGAUCGUCUUAAUAUAAGUUUUGUUAAUAUUAAUGUUCUAUAAUUUAGUUA
Molecule: messenger RNA, 900 nt
Organism: Amaranthus tricolor (Joseph's coat)
Lineage: Eukaryota; Viridiplantae; Streptophyta; Magnoliopsida; Caryophyllales; Amaranthaceae
Exons: 3
Coding region: 260-562 (100 amino acids)
Source: RefSeq, a predicted model, not a curated record